Messenger RNA from Triticum turgidum subsp. durum (durum wheat), 849 nucleotides. Lineage: Eukaryota; Viridiplantae; Streptophyta; Magnoliopsida; Poales; Poaceae. The record is from the annotation of a GenBank genome assembly.
AUGGCGACCUCCACCGCCUCCCCCUCCUCUCUGACCGCCCCUCUCCUUGGCCCCAAACCCAGCCCCAAUCCGCCCCCCAGAUCCCUCCCGCUCCUCAGGAAUCGGAGGUGCGCUAGGUCCGUGGCCGCCUCUGCCGGCGGCGGCGGAGUGGGACUGCACGGGGCUGCUCACAGGCGCGGGAUUUGGUCGAUCAGGGACGACUUGCUGAUGCCUAGGUCGCCCUACUUCCCUGUGGAGGCCGCGGGGCAGGAGCGCGGGCCCUCGCCCAUGGUAAUGGAGCGGUUCCAGAGCGUCGUCAGCCAGCUCUUUCAGCACAGAAUUAUCCGAUGCGGCGGUCCUGUGGAGGAUGAUAUGGCCAACGUCAUUGUUGCGCAGCUGCUAUACCUGGACGCCGUUGAUCCUAACAAGGAUAUCAUUAUGUAUGUGAACUCUCCAGGAGGAUCAGUGACAGCUGGGAUGGCCAUAUUUGAUACAAUGAAGCAUAUCAGGCCUGAUGUUUCGACAGUUUGUAUCGGACUUGCUGCAAGUAUGGGUGCUUUUCUACUUAGCGGUGGGACGAAAGGGAAGAGGUACAGCUUACCUAACUCAAGAAUAAUGAUCCAUCAGCCUCUUGGAGGAGCCCAAGGACAAGAGACCGACCUUGAGAUCCAGGCCAAUGAGAUGCUGCACCACAAGGCCAACUUGAACGGAUACCUAGCAUACCACACUGGGCAGCCCCUGGAUAAGAUCAAUGUAGAUACUGACCGUGACUUCUUCAUGAGCGCGAAGGAAGCAAAGGAGUAUGGCCUUAUUGAUGGAGUAAUCGUGAACCCUCUUAAAGCGCUGCAACCACUUCCAGCUUCCAGUUAG